Messenger RNA from Vespa velutina, 826 nucleotides. RefSeq lists its product as uncharacterized. NCBI's taxonomy places the organism in Eukaryota, Metazoa, Arthropoda, Insecta, Hymenoptera, Vespidae. The transcript is spliced from 3 exons. Bases 58 to 591 code for a protein of 177 amino acids. The record is from RefSeq and is a predicted model, not a curated record.
AAGAUGAAGAAAAAUAUUUAUUUUUAGGAUUCAAGAGAUCCACUCGCAAAGAAAUUGAUGAAGUUGAUGUUAGAAGAUAAAAAAUUGCCCCAUACUGAACAAGAAGCAUAUAAGAGAAUUUGUAAAAAUCAGAAGCUAGCAAUCUACUCGAUUCAACACAAUAAUGCAGUAAAUCUGGAAAUUCCGUGCAAUGUAGUUCGUAUUGAUACAGGACAUGUAAAUAGUAUUGCUAUGAUUUUAUCUAAGCACAAUCCAUUCACUAACGUCAUCAAUUUUCAGUUGCAGAAAUUUUUUGACAAUGGCAUUAUGAGUCGUUUAAAAAGUUCACCAUUUAGAAAGAAAUCCAAUGAUAUGAUAGAGCAUCAACCGGUUCCCCUAACCAGCGUAAUAUCACUUCUUAUUUUUAUCCUAAUUGGUGUCGUUUUGAGUACUUGUAUUCUGAUUAUAGAAAAGUUUAUUUUUACUCAUAAAAGGAAAAAAAUAUCGAUGGUACAUCAUAUUCCGUUGAUUAAAUCCUCAACGUUUUAUGUAAAAGGGAAGAAAAGUUUAAGAAAUAUUACAAAACAUCACGUGAAUGUUUAUGACCCGUAAAUUAUUAACGACAACGUCAAUGUUCGUUUUCAAAGAAUUUUUAUAUUCUAAUUAUAAUUCUCUAAUGGAUUAAAAACAUGCAUAUGCAUAUCUAAUCUUUUAUUUUAUUUACUACAAUUUUGAAUUGAAGUAGAAUUUUUUCAUCAUAUUGUAAGUGUAGAUGUAAAUACACUCAUAUUUUAUCUCUUUCGAUCUGUUUUGAUUGUGCCUAUUUGCAUUAAAAAUAUGAUUUAGC